Molecule: messenger RNA, 993 nt
Organism: Hordeum vulgare subsp. vulgare (domesticated barley)
Lineage: Eukaryota; Viridiplantae; Streptophyta; Magnoliopsida; Poales; Poaceae
Exons: 1
Coding region: 342-629 (95 amino acids)
Source: RefSeq, a predicted model, not a curated record
ACAGCUACAACAGCCUACAGAGACACCACAUCCUGCGCACUGUAAUCCUGCAGGAAUUUUUUCCCAUAAGUGAGCUGAUUAGCAGUGCUGCUCGGAUGCCAAAUUAGGCCAAUGGCACAGUACGUACCCCAGGAAACUAGACCUCUCUAAUUAAGCAGCCCUGAGCCAGGGCUCCCUCCAUAAAUACACACGCAGGGCGCGUACGUUCUCACAGUCACACUAGCUCUCUGCCUCUCUCCCACAUCACCAUUCCACACUGGUCCUGAGCUCGAUCGAAGCCUUCACUUGGACUGGCUCUGACAUCGGCAGUAGACCAUCAUCACCUGCGUGUGGGGGGGGCGAUGGAGCCGGUGGAGUCGGCCAAGUGCGAGUGCUGCGAGCUGCGGGAGGACUGCACCCGGGGUUACAUCGUGGGCGUGAAGGCCGACUUCGGCGGGCGGUGGCUCUGCGGGCUCUGCUCCGAGGCGGUGAGGGAGGAAGGGAGGAAGCGCGGGAUGGAGGCGGCGCUCCGGGACCACAUGGCCUUCUGCGCCGGCUGGUGCCGGGCCAAGGACCCCGCGCUCAGGGUCGCCGACGGCAUGCGCCAGAUGCUGCUCCGCCGCCGCCCCUCCAUCUCCAUCUCCAAGUAAAUCCACGAGCCCCAUCAUUCACGGCGCGCCAUGGAUGCGCAUGCACCGGCGACGAGCGAAACCAGCGGUGGCAACGAGCGCCGCCAUUGCAUCCGGCGAGUGUUCGAGCCCUGAACAAGAUGGACGUAAUAAGAGCCAAGGGUUCAUAUCAUCAUAUGUACGUAAUACAAAGUAGUAUGUACUCCGUAUGUAAUUGUAGUGCGAUGUAGUAAUAAUCUUAUAGCUAGACUGAGGCUGCAUUGCGUCGGCAGGUAGCUGAUGCAUGCUAGUAGCCUUGCUCAAGCUCCGGCUGUACAAAAGGGGCCCAAUAACAUGAGAGGGUGUGACGAUGCCGUGGUACGUACGUGCUGUCAACUCGCCAUUA